UGAUUUCCGAUAGCGAGUGCGGCCGAAUCCGACAGCCUAGACCUAAAAACCUGCCAAAAUGAGUUGCGGCACAAAGACAUUGAAGGUGUCCUCCUUCGUUCUGGACUUUCUGUGCUGUGUCUUGGCGGCACUGACCAUCGCAGCAUGUUCCUAUGCCCUGAUCACUUUCAGCCACAGCAUGGCCAUCCGAAUACCCUGUAUUCUGGGGAUAGUGCUGGGAGCCCUGCUUUUCGGUAGCACGAUCUUCGGCUGCAUUGCCGCCCUGAGAGAGAGCAUCCGCAUGACGUGGAUCUAUGCUGCAAUCAUGAUGGCCCUGGUAUUCGGCCAGAUCACCGUGAUCCUCGCCCAGCCCAUAAACUUUGAACUACUGGCCAACGAGACGAUAUACGACGCCUGGCAGGGUCAGCUCUAUCAUCAGCGAAGCAUGUCCUACUAUGAGAUUAAGUACCACUGCUGUGGGCAGUCGGGGCCUAACAACUAUCCGGAUAGUGGCCUGCGAAUUCCUCAGAGCUGCUACUUCAACCAGAAUGCGACGGUGACAACGGAUCUCUAUACCAUAGGCUGUGAUCAGAAAUUGGCAGCUGCCUUCAUUAAGGGGACUCGCUGGGAGCGGAUCAGCGAUUGGUCCGUUGUGGGUGUCGAGAUGCUCACCGUUUCAGUGGCCGGUCUCCUGGCUAUAACCUUGCAAAAUGCGGAGCGUCGUCGUCUUUACCGAUAGAAGCUUUUUAUUAGUAUAUCUGUCAACAGUAUUAUAAGCUGUGCGAAUAUAUAUAGUAAAUCUGUUCCCAAAUCUGUAAAUAGUCAAGCUUAACAAAUAACUCGUAACAAUCCCCUUACAAGGCAAUUUUAAUAUUUGUAUAUUAAUUAGUAUAAUAUAUAUCCCAAAUAUUAAGUGGAUUAAUUCUGUUGGAGAUGUAAGAUAGUUGUCAAAGUCUUCUAAUUUUUCAAAUAAGAAAUACAUAAUUAUUAUCACUCCAAAACAGGUUAAUAACAAAAUGUUGCGAAAAGGCCAGAGCUAUUACGGCAGGUCAUAUUUAUUUCAAGAAAAAUAAUAUUAACAAUGAUUAAAGUACUAAACAAUAAUUUAGUUCGAACUUAUUU
Molecule: messenger RNA, 1101 nt
Organism: Drosophila rhopaloa
Lineage: Eukaryota; Metazoa; Arthropoda; Insecta; Diptera; Drosophilidae
Product: protein late bloomer
Exons: 5
Coding region: 59-718 (219 amino acids)
Cellular component (GO): membrane
Source: RefSeq, a predicted model, not a curated record